AUGGCCGAAGUAUCAAAAAGUUCUACAGAAAUAACUCUUCCUGAGUUUAUUGCCAAAACCGAAGAGUAUGUUAAUCAGGAGGAAAUGAUUAAGGCCCUCACAAAAGGUCAAGAGGAAGAAGACCGGGAGAAGGAGGACGCCAAAAAGGAAGACGACGCUAAAAAGGAGCCACCUAUAGCGUCCGCUCCGAAGGAAGAAAGGUUUCAGAAGAGAGUAGUAAAAAAGACUGUACCAUCAGUCCCAAAGACUGAACCCCGGCGACGUGAAGAUCGAAGGUUCACACCUUUGAAUACUAGGGUCAAUGAGGUGUUUAUGGAAAUCAGAAGAGACCCAGCUUUCAGGUGGCCAAGUAAGUUGCGAGGUGAUCCGAGGAAGCGAGACCGGACGAAGUUCUGCGAGUACCACAAUGAUCACGGACAUUUGACGGAAGACUGCAUAACCUUGCGCCAGGAAAUUGAAACUUUCAUUAGAAAUGGAAGACUGGUAAGAUUCCUAGCAGGGGAAAGGAACCAAGGAGCAGUACACCAACAACCUCUCCUAUUAGAUGGAAACCGAGCUGAAAGGGCACGGGAGCCGAGACGUGAUCGGGAUGAUGGUCCUAGAGAAGAUCCGAGACCCCCUCGGGAUCAAGGAGUAGUAGGAGAAAUCCAUACUAUUGCCGGAGGAAUAGCUGGUGGAGGACAGUCUAAUUCAGCCAGGAAAGCCCAUGCUAGGAAGACACAGGCCGAGGAAGUCUUUACAGUGCAGAGACCGUCCAAAGUGGCAAAGAAGGAUUCAGUGAUCCUUUCUUUCUCUGAAGAGGACGCUAGGGGGGUAAUGCAGCCCCAUGAUGAUCCGCUAGUAGUAACUAUAACAAUGGCCAACCAUAUGAUCCACAGAGUUCUGGUGGACAAUGGAAGCUCGGCUGAUAUACUCUACUGGCCAGUUUUUAAACAAAUGGGUAUCGAUCGUGACAGGAUCACACCAUUUAGCUCUCCCCUGGUUGGAUUUGCAGGAGAGCAGGUCCAGCCAAUUGGUCUUAUUUCACUCCCUGUAACGGCAGGAACAGCACCUAAGCAGAAAACUGUGAUGGUAGAUUUUUUGGUUAUCGACCGACCAGGUGCCUACAAUGCCAUUGUUGGUAGACCUGCUUUGAAUAAGUUGAAGGCCGCAACUUCGCCAUACCAUUUGAUGAUGAAGUUCCCCACAGAAGAAGGAGUCGGAGAAGUGAAGGGAGAUCAGACCCAGGCGAGAAGGUGUUACAAUACGUCUCUCAGGAGGGUCUCGGAUCCGACUCCUAUUGUAAUUGGUACAGUAGGUGGAAAUAACAGGAAUGACCCAAAAGGGGAACCAGCUGAACCUCUGGAGGAUGUGGUAAUAAUUGGAGACAAGACUUUGAAGAUUGGGACACAGCUCAGUCCCAAAAUCCGAGACGGCCUUGUCAUUUUCCUAAGAAGAAAUUUAGAGGUUUUUGCGUGGACUCACGAAGAUAUGCCAGGAAUUGAUCCUGAAGACAUCCUUCACCAGCUAAAUGUGGAUCCAAGUGUGAAACCAGUAAAACAAAAAAGAAGAAAGUUCGCUCCUGAACGGAAUGAGGCCAUAGCAGAAGAAGUAGAGAAACUUCUCAAAGCUCGUUUCAUUGAAGAAGUAUACUAUCCCGAUUGGUUGGCUAACGUAGUAUUGGUCAAGAAGUCCAAUGGGAAAUGGAGGAUGUGUGUAGAUUUCACUGACCUCAAUAAGGCCUGCCCAAAAGAUAGUUUUCCAUUACCUCGCAUCGAUGCAUUGGUGGACUCAACAGCUGGAUACGGUUUACUCAGCUUCAUGGACGCCUUCUCUGGGUACAACCAGAUAUACAUGCAUCCUGAAGACCGUGAGAAAACUGCGUUCAUAACUGACCGAGGCCUGUACUGUUAUAAAGUCAUGCCCUUCGGUUUGAAGAACGCAGGGGCAACAUACCAGAGGCUGGUAAAUAAGAUGUUCCGAGACCAGAUCGGACGCAAUAUGGAAGUGUACGUUGAUGACAUGCUAGUCAAGAGUGUGUUGCCACAAGACCACAUACUCGACUUGCAAGAAACGUUCGCAACCUUGAAAAAGUACGGGAUGAAGUUAAAUCCCUCAAAGUGUGCAUUCGGAGUUUCAUCAGGAAAGUUCCUUGGUUACAUGGUGUCCAGCCGAGGAAUAGAGGCCAAUCCUGAAAAAAUACAAGCUGUCUUGGAUAUGCAAUCUCCAAGAAACUUGAAACAGCUCCAGCAGUUGACAGGAAGGAUAGCGGCACUAAAUCGGUUCAUUUCACGAUCAACCGAUAAGUGUCUUCCGUUUUUUAAAGUCUUGCGAAAGGCCUUUGAAUGGACAAACGAAUGCGAAGAAGCCUUCGGACAGCUGAAAGAAUAUCUGAUGAGCCCGCAGUUUUGGCAGGACUCGGUUUAG
This is a messenger RNA of Corylus avellana, 2406 nucleotides long. The record is from RefSeq and is a predicted model, not a curated record. Lineage: Eukaryota; Viridiplantae; Streptophyta; Magnoliopsida; Fagales; Betulaceae.